This is a messenger RNA of Angiostrongylus costaricensis, 1857 nucleotides long. The record is from the annotation of a GenBank genome assembly. Lineage: Eukaryota; Metazoa; Nematoda; Chromadorea; Rhabditida; Metastrongylidae.
UUGGACCUAGGAAAGUCACGUAAAGACGAGGUAUCAAUUCUCCAAACAUUUAAUCCCUCAGUCGUGUCAAUAUGCGUCGGUCGUUUCAGAAGGCUCCUCUGCUGGUCAAUCGACGAGACGAGCUUGACAUUCUACUUAUGGACUUCAUUGGUUUGUCUUGGUUGUCUGUAUAAUCUAAUCAUGAUUGUGAUCAUGGUAUUCGAAGAAAUCUACCGAAACUUUUAUCGUCUCUGGAUCAGCUUCAAUAUCGCGUUCGAUAUUGUCUUUCUACUCGACUUAUUCGUCCUGACCAGAAGACGUGAGUAUGAUCACAUUCGCGUUACUUAUUCUCUAUCCAGCCAAUGUCAUAUUUUUAAAAUUCAACAAGAACCAAACCAUCUUAAGUAUUGCUUUAUUGACAUCAUAUGUAUUUUGCCGACUGACUUGCUGCUUUACCUGAAGCCUGACUUGUCACUCUCAAGGAUGAACCGAUUGCUAAAGUGUUAUCGACUGGCCCAGUUCAACACUCUAACAGAAAUUCGUACCAAGUUUCCGAACCUUUAUCGCGUCACUAAGCUGAUAUUCACAUGUUUCGUUAUAUUUCAUUGGAACGGAUGCAUCUAUUUCUUCAUCAGUGUACUGUACGACUUUUCAGCCGCAUCCCGCGAUAAUUGGAUAUUUUCCUUUGGAAAGAUUUCUGAUCCGAUCUUGGUUGGCUGUGAAAUCAAUGAAAACUCCAGUAUAACGAAGAACGAGUGCAGCACUCAUGUCCUCCAAUCACUGUGUUUUUUCGAUCACUGUGACAAUGUAACGGCAGAAGUGUACAAGGCAAUUAAAUUUGUCAAACAAUAUGCGCUGAGUUUCUACUGGUCUGCGCUAACCCUUGUCACUCUUGGUGAACAGCCAUCGCCAAAUGAUUCAUUUCAAAAUUCGUUCGAAAUCUGUGACACACUACUUGGUCUGGUCUUGUUUGCGGUGAUCGUCGGUGACGUCGGUAACAUGGUAACGACGAUGAACAUGAAGCGAUCCAAUUUUGAAGAGAUUCUAGACGGCUGCAAGAGCUAUAUGAUCUACAGAAAAGUGCAUCGCUAUCUCCAGAAGAAAACCGUGGAUUAUUUUGUCUAUUCAAGGACGCAUGGUGGUGGGCAGGUAGAUGAGAAAGAAAUAGCCAAAUUCUUGCCGCCUCGACUUUAUGGACAGCUCGCCGUGCACAUUCACAUGGAGACGUUGAGACGCGUUAAAUUAUUUGAAGACUGUGAGUUGAACCUUCUCUACGAACUGAUUCUGAAACUCGAGUUGCGCGUAUACUCGCCAAUGGACGACAUCUGCCGAAAAGGUGACGUUGGAACGGAAAUGUAUAUUGUGAAGGAAGGAGCUGUGGAAGUUGUUAACGAUGAUGGCACGAAGGUAUUCGUACGCCUUGGGGUAGGAACUGUGUUCGGCGAGCUGUCAAUUUUAAAUAUUCCGGGCAACAAAAAUGGAAACCGACGAACGGCCAACGUCCGAUCGGUUGGCUAUUCGGAUCUCUAUGUUCUUAGCAAAGAUGACCUGUGGGAAGCGCUUCGAGACUAUCCGGAAGCGAAAAAUUCGCUGAUGGAAAAAGGCAAAAGCAUUUUAGCCAAAGAUAACUUACUAGAAGAAACGACCGAUGAGCAGGAAAUCGACGAAAGCUUACCCAUUGACGAACAACUUGAAGCAGCAGCCAAAGUUCUUCGCAAGCUUGAAAUGCAACUCGACAAAACGGAGCAGCUACUCCAUUCAAAUAUAUAUCCAAUCACCUUUACGAUGAUUUAUGAAGUCAAAUUUAUGAAGCAUCUCUCGAGGUUGUUCAACACCGAACCUAUAAUUCUUCUAUCUCCCUAUUCUCUUCUUUACUAG